This is a messenger RNA of Fusarium oxysporum Fo47, 1539 nucleotides long. RefSeq lists its product as uncharacterized. The record is from RefSeq and is a predicted model, not a curated record. The transcript has 2 exons. NCBI's taxonomy places the organism in Eukaryota, Fungi, Ascomycota, Sordariomycetes, Hypocreales, Nectriaceae. Bases 1 to 1539 code for a protein of 512 amino acids. Gene Ontology annotation, molecular function: oxidoreductase activity.
AUGCGACACUCAGCUUCUCAACUCCUCUCAAUAUCCCUUAGCCUUCUACUAGGUUCAAGUGAGGCAGCAUCGAUACCACGCAAAGAAACCUGCACCAAAACCAAGGUUGCAAUUCUGGGUGCUGGUGUAGCUGGCAUCACUGCCGCACAAACAUUACACAAUGCUUCCAUCCACGACUUCAUCAUCCUCGAGCACAAUGACUACGUCGGAGGCCGCAUGAAACAUACCACUUUCGGAAAAUCCUCCGAUGGCAAGCCUCUGACUGUCGAGCUCGGUGCGAACUGGAUCGAAGGUCUUCAGAAUCCUUCGGGCGAGAUUAACCCAAUUUGGCGCCUCGCUCAGAAGCACAAAGUGAAGAAUACGUAUUCUAAUGACAGUGCGAUCAUCACCUACGAUGAGACUGGAGCUUCCGAUUAUACUGAGCUGAUUGACCUCUUUGACGAGAAGUUUGAGAUCGCUUCGCAGGAAGCUGGUUAUAUCUUCACCGAGAAUCUUCAAGAUACAUCAACUCGCGCUGGUCUUAGCCUGGCAGGCUGGAAACCAAAGAGGGAUAUGAAGAUGGCUGCUGCUGACUGGUGGGGCUGGGACUUUGAGACGGCGUAUUCUCCAGAGGAAAGCGGCUUCGUGUACGGUGUCGCUGGAAACAAUGCUACCUUCAAGCACUUCAGUGAUGAGACGAACCUUGUCAUCGACCAACGAGGCUACAAUGCUUGGCUCGUUGGAGAAGCGAAUGAGUUUCUCAAGAAGAAUGACCCAAGGCUUCGUCUGAAGACGACAGUUAAAAAGAUUGAGUACACCACUAAGGGAGUCAAAAUCGAUACCAACGACGGGUGCGUCGAAGCAGAUUACGCCAUCUGCACUUUCUCCGUCGGCGUCCUUCAGAACAACGCCGUUGAUUUCAAGCCUACGCUUCCCCGCUGGAAGAGACAAGCCAUUGAACAGUUCCAGAUGGGAACCUACACCAAGAUCUUCAUGCAGUUCAACGAGACGUUUUGGCCUGAGGACACACAGUACUUCCUUUACGCUGACCCAGAGCAACGCGGCUACUACCCAUUGUUUCAGUCACUGAGCACACCAGGCUUCCUUCCAGGAUCGAACAUCCUGUUUGGAACAGUUGUGCAACAACAGGCUUACGAAGUUGAGCAACAAUCGGAUGAAAAGACCAAGAAGGAAAUCAUGGAGGUGCUACGCUCUAUGUUCCCCGAUAAGCACAUUCCCGAGCCCACUGCAUUCAUGUACCCCCGCUGGAGUAUGGAAGACAAUUGGCCCGUUGGUAUGACGCUGGAGAAACACCAGAACCUCCGUGCAAACGUGGACCGCUUGUGGUUCGCUGGUGAAGCGAACUCAGCCGAGUUCUUCGGGUAUUUGCAGGGCGCUUACUUUGAAGGGCAGGAGAUUGGUGAGCGAAUUACGAGGAUUUUGAAGGGUGAGGAGUCAGAGCAGUCACAGCAGAUGAAGAGGUACAAGACGUUACGCGGUACGACGGAGCCUGAGGAGCAUGAUGCUGCCAACGGAUGGUCUACUCCUCUUGACGAUUAG